This is a messenger RNA of Pocillopora meandrina, 13630 nucleotides long. The record is from the annotation of a GenBank genome assembly. NCBI's taxonomy places the organism in Eukaryota, Metazoa, Cnidaria, Anthozoa, Scleractinia, Pocilloporidae.
AUGGCUUUGACUGUGGAUCAGAUACUGGAGCGAAUUGGUAGCCUCGGAUUUUAUCAAAUUCGCCUGAUUGCUAUCCUAAGCUACAUAGAGUGGUUCAAUAUAACAUUUCAAGUCAUGGUACCAACGUUCAUCGCCGCUGAACCUAAUUGGAUGUGUGUGGCCAAUCACCGCUCGUGUAACCUAACUGGGGAGUUUAAACCCGGUGAUGACCUGUACAUGAAACGAUGUGAUAUGCCGAGAGAUUCCUGGAAAUUCGCUGAUGAUUACACGUCAGUAGUUACUGAGGUCAGAAUUCAUUAUAGACAAUAGACAAGUUCCUGAGAUAGUAUGUUGUAGGAGCCGGGUCACAGAAGGCCGACGAACGACCGGGAGAGGAAAUCGGCGGGGUUUUUUGCAGGAAUAACAGGAACCAGAUAAUGAAGAUAAACGAAUGAUUGGACGAGAGAAAAUCAGGAGAGAGAGGGUUCGUGAGAGGCCCCUUUUUUUUACUCUUGCUGACUGCCUAGAACAAGCCAAAAGUUUGCACGUGAAAGGAAAACUUUGGUUUUUCCCUGAUGGUCUUGCGGCACGUAUUUGAGCCUCGUACAACCUUUUUACUUUUUUGUUUGGAGGAUAUGAUUAUAUGGCGACUCUUCGAAAAAACGUAAAACAAUGUUUGUAACAAUUUCUUAUAGUUCGACUUGGUUUGUGACAAAGCUCUGCUUGGAACCAUUUCGACUUCACUCCUAUUUGCCGGCUGGCUUGUGGGCGCGUUAAUUGGAGGAGUUUUAUCAGACAAGAUUGGCAGAAAACCAGUACUGUAUAUAGGAUCAAUGACUUGUAGCAUCUUCGCCUGGUUGGCUGCUUUCCCAAAUGUCUUCUGGCUUUUCAUUUUAUUCAGGCUUCUCGUUGGCAUCUGUCUCGGUGAGUGAAGCUUUUCUUUUAUCUUUUCUUUAAGCUUAAAAGUAUCCCUUUCGUCUUGAGUUCUUGGGGGCGGUUCACACAUCUUUACUAUAGCAUUUCAUUGCUCCGAUUCAGCGCUUCUGAGCUCCGUUGUUAAUGCACUCUCUUUAAUGACCGACAUGCAUUUUGAUGAGGUUCUGUUUCCGACAUCCUCCCCCCUCCUCCGCACUUGACUCUACAGAAUUCGCUGCGUGUCUGUUCGAUGUCAGAUGACGUCUUUAAAUUCUAUUACUCGGAGCAAGAGAGAAGCCAAAUCAACUUUUUCUCACAGAAAAAGUGGGAACCAAAAAAGGUUUAAAAAACGGUUCAAUGUACACUUAACAGGGCACAAAAGAAGAUCAAACUGGAGAAAGCGGGAGAAAUCUGGCCCGUCAUUUAUUAAAUCCAUUCAAAUUCUGUCCUUUAUUGAUUGAUAACAUAAAAUUUAAGGAUGAAAACUCUGUGUUGAAGCUUAUGACAUUAGUGGAAAGAAAUAGAGGGAAACUGAAGAAGUUCUUCGUGUAAGCUUUGCUGAUCUGACGCACCGUCUAUUCCAUCAGGUGGCGGAGCCAUGGGAAUCUACGUGCUGGCCACUGAGUUCGCAGGCGUCCGACAUCGCCACGUGGCUGGUACGUCACUUUGGUAUUCAUGGACCCUGGCUCUAGUCAUGUUAGCAGGGCUCGCUUAUGGCAUUCGUGACUGGAGAUUCCUUUCAAUCACCUGUGCGGUACCUGGACUUAUUUCCUUCAUAGGCUGGUGGUGAGCGUUUUCAAAUGAAAAUCUCUUACCUUUGUUAAUUAGUUUAAGGGCCUCUUCAGUUGAGGAGAGAGCUGUGUAAUCUACCGAGGACACACCCUCCCAACGGGUACGUGCUGCUAAACAGGAUAUGGUUUCCAGGGUCUUGAAUUUUAAAUGCAUUAUCAAUUUUUCCCUUCUUGAACAGGGUAUCUUCGCAGACCUUAAUUCUUCAGAAGAGCAUGGAAAAAAACCAUCCCCAUGUUAACUAACUUCAAGUGUUGGUGGGGGGGGGGUUGCCUGCAGAGAUUAGUGCCAAAAUUUAAACUUUGCUUUCUGUUAAGCCUCUCUGACAGAGUUUCCCAUUGAAUUUUUUCCUGCUUAACUCUUUAAGGUUCACCCCCGAAUCAUCGAGGUACUUGCUGCUCAAGGGGAAAGUUACGGAAACUGAGCAAAUAUUGCGACGAAUUGCUGCCACAAACAAGAAAACCUAUCCAGAGGAGCCUUUAGUGGAUCCGAAUGCUGAUGGCAAGCUACAGGAUCUAGGUGACGUCAGAGAUUUAUUUCGAACAAAAAAGAUGUUGCACAGAACUCUUGUUUCUUGGUAUGCCUGGUGAGUGUCGGUAGACUGGUGAAGUUUAGUUUCUCCGCGAAGACAGGUGCUUGGAUUUAUGUUGAAUAACCUUCCGCAAUUUUCUUUUAAAUUUUCUGUGUAUCGUAUAUGGGCUUAGUCUGUCUUUAGCUACUUCCUUACAAGUUCAAACAUUUUUUAAAAGGUUUUGAGCUCCUUUUUGCCAGGGGAAGAGUAUUUCAGGGCGUAUUUUUAUUUCAGAUGGAAUUUUGUACCUAAAAGACAGUCAAGAAGAUGAUAUAGGAUUUUCAACUGAUGAAAGAUAAUGAGAUUUUUUUUACAAGAAAUUCGAAAGUAAUUUUUUUCACCAGAAUUCCUUUCUUGUCUCUAUUGUUGUCUUUUUGUUCUAUUCCGUAAAGCGAUUCCACGUUGCCGCGCAUUUGUUCCCCCAAAGAUCACAGAUUACGUCAAAAUGUGGUAAGAACAAAAAAGUGCCACAUUUUGGCGACACAUUUUGUCGUUUUUUGUGAUCUCUUACUGUUCAGACCCACGGCAACACGAAAUCUGUUUGUGUUACAUAAUAAAGAAGCUAAAAAUGAUUAAUGGUGACGCUAUCGAUGCGUCUGUUCUCCAAUAGUAAGAACUAAUCAAAAUACGAGUAUAAUUCAGUUCAUCAUACAUAAAUUUUUCAAUAUAAAUUUGAACAAAAUACACUCCUAAGAGUGGAGCAUCCCGCCCGUUACAGAUGCUGUAAAAAUCAUAAAGAUUACCUUGUCAGCAACAAACGCGCACUGAUUUUGCUUACAGGUUUGUAAAUGCUAUGGUGUAUUAUGGUGUAUCGUUCAGCACUCCAACUCUCGGCGGCAACAUGUACCUGAAUUUCUUCCUGCUAUCCAUUAUUGAGAUUCCUGCAAAUUAUGUCGGCAUCUGGGCCAUGGGAAAGUAAGUCUGUAACGCAUACCAUCUUUAAUUUAAUUUGAUUUCGUGAAACUUGGAAAACUGGAGCCAUGGAUCCGACUUGCACCAUCCUCAUAACUUCCACCGGACUAUACUCUUGGUGCAAAAAAGUUGGCCUCUUUCCUUUGCGUUGAAAGUUCAGUCCGGACGAGACAUUACUGAUUUUACAUAGGGAAGGGUUGUUAAACAGGAUCCUGUUUUGAGAUUCGAUCUCAUCGCUCCCCUUUUCUUGUCGGAACCGACCUUUAAAUUUCAGGUUCAUGGACCGUAAAGAUUACAAUUUCUAUUUUGAUAGUCUAAGAAGCAAGUCGUUGUCGUUUGAAAAAAUCAUCUCGUUCUUUCCUCACGUGAAAUAUUUUCUUUUUUGCUUACUUUGUUCAUUUCAGGUUUGGUCGUAAAAAAUCGCUGAUUUACUGUCUGAUCCUUGCUGCCAUUGCGUCGACUGGUGCUGUUUUGUUUACUAUGUUCGAUCCAGGAAAUGACAAAUGUAAGUUUCGAAGGUAGAGAUGGACGAGAAACAGAGUAAAAAGACACCGAGAGUGGUGAAGAGUAGAUGGAUGACCACUUAGCAGUAAAACAAAAGAUCAAUAUCGUAUCUCAAUUUCACACCCGCCAAAAUGAAAAACUAACACUGUUAUUACUGUGUUCUUCUACUUUUGCAUGUGAAUUCACCGACCUAAUUUUCCGUGAAAGAAACUCAGGCGAUUGAGGAAAAGGAAUCGAAGGAAUAUCCUAGAAGAGUUGCCAUCAGUUUCAAUUCUGUCGCUAGCAUGAAAAUUACCAAGGAGAUGUGUGUUCUUGAUUUCAGAAAGCGCCAUUAAAAUAAAAAAGAGACGAUUGGAAAAGUAUAGGGGAAAACAAACUCCAACUGCGUAAAUCUACAUUUUUUUUAAGCUUUCCAUGUAUUUUUGUUCCUUUGUUUUUCAAUAAUUUUCUUUCACUCUUCGUGUAUGUCUUUUUUCCCCUUUCCCUCCCUUUACUUCUUUAAUGGCCCGUCUUUGUCAAUUGAAGGUCUUUUGUGUUUUCAGGUUAUGCUGUUGGUAAGAUCAUCAUGGCUCUUGCUGCUAAGUUCUUUGUAUUCAUCUCGUUUGAUGCAGUCUAUGUUUACUCCGCUGAACUGUUUCCAACGGCCAUCAGGUUAGAGUCCUAUCUAUCUUUACUUUCCGGUACAUUUAACUUCCACAGUUAAUAACUUUUGAUGACCCAGCAUUAUGAAACACGGAUUUAUGCAAUCCACCUCAAUGCGCAUGUCGUUGAGAUCCUUGCGUUGCUCGAUAAAGACACUGCUCCUAGGGGAGGGUUCAGGAAUUUUUCGAAGGAGGGGGGGGGCGCCCCACAAAAGAAUGACGCAACUGAUGGGUGACGUCAACAAAUUUUAAAAGCGAACAACGAAGAAGAAGGCUCAUGAUUAGGGACUGCUGACAAUGCAAAGAAAGCAGUACAACUGUUUUUUUAAUAACUGUGAAGUCGUAUCUAAUUACGUAGGCCAUCUUGGGGGUGGGGGGGGAAGGUGCACGCCCCUUGCACCCCUCCCCUAGAUCCGCCCUCCUGAUUAAACAAGGUCGGACCGUUGCAACUGUACAUCUAGCAAAACAGGAGUGCCUGGUAAAACUUUUCUUUUCACGACGUUUUUGUUUGCAGAAAUAUUGGAAUGGGUACCUCUACAUCCGCUGCCAGGAUUGGUUCAUUCUGUUCACCAUAUAUUGUUCAUCUUGUAAGUAUCAUGCGCAAGUCAACGACAUGCAAAUCCAUACAAAGGGCCUGUUGUUUUAUUGGAAGUUAGCACUAAUCUUUAAAACUACAGGAAUUGACGUUAUUUGUGGGUUUUAUCCUAAAGUAAGGCAAAAGUGAAAAAAAAAACAAAACAAAACAAAACAAAAAACAAAUAUAAACUACCGAGUUGUCUGGCAAGCCAUAAACAUUGAGUAUUUAAGGGAGAGAUGUUUUUCGUCUUGUCACGAGCGUGAGACAAAGAGAAAAUUGUGAGUCCCCAUGAGGAAAUGAACCUCAGACCUGCGCUCCGAUGCUCUACUACUGAGCCACAGAGACUCUACGGUGAGCGAAGUCUAUUACGAGGUUCAUAUGACACGCGUCUUGCAUACUGCUAGGAUCAGCAUGUCCUCAUGGGGACUCGGAAUUUUUUCUUUGUCCCACGUUCGUGACAAGACGAAAGACAUCUUUCUCUAUUUCAUUUCCGGGCUCAAAACUUACCAUCUCCCUAAUUCUAUUGAGCGUUUAAGUUACUCUCAUCUUCGCGCCAACCGCCGCAUCCUUUCGGCAAAUAAAGGGUUUCUAAACGAAAUGGCCACAUUGAUGUUUGGAUACCUUCUGUCUGCUGACUCUCACGACCUAAGACUUUUCCGCAUCAUUUUUUUUCUCACAGACGCGCGUACAUCCUCUCCUCCCCUACGGCAUCAUGGGAAUCAAAGCCUUGUUAGCCAGUCUAUUGUGUAUGACUCUACCAGAGACGAAAGGAACACCCACUCCUGAGACGAUGGACUCCCAGGAGGGAGUGGAACUAGGGAUUCAAAAUAUGGCCAUGGACGACAUACAGCUAAACGAUGAAAAGGAACAAGUGAAAGAUCGUGAGAAAAUGAAUAAUGGGAAAGAGAAUAAUGAAGAUAAAAAGAGAGAAAAAGAGAAUUGUGGCAACGAGAUGAACAGCAGUGCAAACAUCGGAGACGAUUCUUUUCAUGACACUGCUUUUUGAGAUAUGAUCUUUCGUCUUUGUCAGCUUAACAUUCUCAGAGUGUGAUGCGAGGAUUUUGUAUUUGAGCUGUCUAUUUUUAGGGUUUACCACAUAUACAUCGCUUUUUAGAUUUAGCUGUAUCAUUAGUAUAGGUAAUCACAUGAUUUCGGAUGCAAUUUGGGAUAAAUCAGCCCCAGCAAAUUUUUCAAAGGCUAACAAAAUUGCACGAGCCCGUGGGGUGAGUGCAAUCUGUAUUCUUUAAAAAAUUUACGGAUGGUCUGUUGUUACAAAGGAUUACAAAGUUUGAUGGUCUGUUACAAAGUGCGACGAGUGUCGCGCUUGGGAAAUGUGUUUACUUUGCGGUUAAAAUCUGUCUUCGGGAACAUUUUUAUACGUGGGUGAGGCUGGCAGAUUUUGGAAAAAUUGCGUUAAACAAAAGAAAUCGCAGUGGUAUAUGUCAACGCUUGUCAGUGAAACCUUGCCGAUUUGAUGUUUCUUGUGCAAACUAUGGAAAAUCUCUUCAACAGGACACAUGAUCGCGAUAUCUUUCUUCCCAGCAGUAAACAUGCAAUUCUCAACAAGUCAAAACACUGAUAGUUACCUCACUAAUGCGACUGUUCUCCUUCGACUAAAAAGGUUUUUUUUCUUGUUGCGGUUACGCAUUUCAAUUGUCUUUUUUCUCAAAAAAUUGAAAACUUUCCCUUAGUGCGACCCCUGCCUUCUUACAAAAUGUGAAAUUUCAUAACAAAGCGCGAUAAUUUUGCUACAAAGAUCGUGACAGGUAUUACAUGAAGCGAAGCCCAUAACAAAGUGCGACAGAACCACUAAUCAAAAAGUGGUUAGUUGGACCCUUCAGUUACGAACAUCCUGUCUUUCUUUCUAUCGAGCAUGCCUGUGUCACUGACAAUGACCUCUGGGGUACUCCCUGUGAUAUACCGCGGGGGGUGUUGACCAAUAUUUUCAAUGUUAAUUCUGUUGCUUUAGGGUAGCUGGGAAAACCUUUCGUUCUCCUGACCGAUCCCAGUUCCAUCAGCUAAAAGUUCCCAAAGGUAAUAAUCGGUCACACUGGUACAUUUAAGUUUCCCGUGAGUGGACUGUCAUCAAGUCACGUUUCCCAGGGACAAAAGUCUGUAGUGCGACCACAACAAAAAAAGAAACGGUUACGGCCGCCUUUAAUACCUCCCACCGCUGUCUGGCCUCAAUGUUAGGGUUUCGCCUUACGGCUUCCUUUCCAGGCACAGCCGCUGAUUACACCAUUGGUAGCCGCUUGUGGAAAAACUUAUUGAAACUCCUGGUACUGCGGACCACCUUUACGAGAAAUUUGAGGGGAAAAGCGCCCUAGGAGCGAGGUCGAGGGUGUGCAUGGCAGUAACCCCAUCCCUCGCCCUCCGCCCGUCACUUAUUAUUACAUUUGUAAAUUAUCAACUGAGGAAUGCAUUGUUCUCGUUAUUUGACCUCAUUUCAUCUUCAAACAUUCAUUAUUGCUCGGAAUUUUACGCAUCCUUGUGGCUUACAGGCGAGUUCUUAAAAUAUUUGAGACGAUUACAAGCAACGUGCCCAAAGGUAGGGUCAUUUGCAAAUAUUACGGUGAACAUUAGUUGAAUUCACAGUUCCUCUGGAAUAUUGUACAUUGCACGAAGAGGCAGCCUUGUUACAUGAUCGACACACAUUCGUUGUGUACCUGUUUGCACUGGUAUCCAACAUUUAAAGCGAAACUAAGUACCGGCUAUCGACGUGCAAAGCUGUAUUAAGCAAAGUAUUUGUCUCUUCUGUGUGGUACACUUUUCGAUUAUACUCUUCCCAAAAACUUUAGAGGCAAUCAUAGCAGCGGAGAUGAACUUCUCCAGCGCCUAAGCCAGACGACGAAAGAUAGGCCGCCCCAAGUGUCGCCCCUGGGAUUUCUUGGUUCCGAUUUGCACGAUUUAAAAUGGCAAAAUUAAACGGUGAAUUGACUCCUGAGGGUAAAUGAAGGCCAAAAAUUUGGCAGGUGUUCUUGAGUACUUGAUCUGUGCAACUGUAUGAAAGUAAACAGUUUUUGAAUGAACACUUACUAGUUUAUUAGGAUGAAACCUAGCACUUGAGUAUUAACUCCUAGGCAUUUAUAAUACGCGAAUAUUAUAUAUACGCGAAAUUUUCCUCGCAAACCUGUACGCUCUGGUCUUUUCGUGAAUAUAUAUAUGAGAUUAUUCGAAUGUUGUGAAGACUUAAUUGCAUUUGACCUGCAGUUCUCAAUUUGCUUGCUUAGUCAAUUUCUAUGAUCGGGAAAAAAUACUGGUCUGGUUUUCAAACUGUUAUUAAAUAAGCAAUUGGCGAUGAAUUUGGCCGUGGGAAAGAACAACAGACUGUGUAGGAAACUGUAGAAGGUGAGUCAGAAUUGGUGAAAUCCUCAUUUAUUAAACUACUUUCGUGUUCAGGGCCUUUGGCACCCAAUUUUCGCUUUGUUUCAUGUAACCUGCACAGUCAGUAGUUUUGUGAGCGCUAGGAAAAGUUGAGCGACAGAGCCACGCGUAAUAGCAGCAAAAUUCUCUUGUUUCUGUCACGUUUAGAUUCAUCGAGUACCCAAAAAUUCGUCAGCCAUGCAAGCUAGAAUCACAUUGUUACGUAUCACUUGAACGCAGCUGGCAACUGGUGAUCAUAUUCAUAUAAUUGCGAACUAGUGCAAAGCACAAGAAUUACGAAGCGCGAGGGUAAAUAAGGCGCGCGUGUGUCCCCUUCAAGGAGGAGACACGCCUCGCACGUUUACAUGCUUACACGUGUUCUGCCAUGCGCAUCACCGUUAUUCACGUGUUUCUUUGGCGGGGCGUUUUUUUUUUAAUAGAAUGUAUAUUUUGUCUGAAAAUUAAAAGGUUAAAGACUUUUUUUUGAGCCCGAUUCUUGUUUUCUUACCUUUCUUUUUCUCCUUCUUCGUAUUUUAGUCCCACCUCGAAAACUUGGUGCGAUCGCCUUGAAACUGAAAAUGGCUUUGAGUGUGGAUGAAGUGUUGGAGAAAAUUGGCAGCAUGGGUUUGUACCAGAUCCGUCUCAUAAUCAUCUUGAGUUACAUUGAAAUGAUUAAUUUAACAUACCAGGUGAUGUUACCCAGCUUCAUCUCGGCUGAACCGAAAUGGAUGUGCGCCGGUAAUAACAGCCAUUGUAACAUUAGUGGUCAAUUUGACGCUACGGAUGAACGGCGAUGUAAAAUGCCUAGAGAAUCCUGGAAGUUUGCUGACGAUUUCACAUCUGUAGUCACAACGGUAAUUUAACUCACUCAAAUUAAAUUAAAUUACAAAAGAAAACCUGUGACUGGAUGAAAAUUAGAGGUGUAAAUAGUGACCUCUUUGGAGGAGGAUGUGACGGAGAGGGUGAAGUAACAAAGGAAUUCAGAAUUUUCAAAAGAGGGUUUUAAUAUCAUAAAUUCUACCACAAGAAGAUUUUGAUACUAGGACUAUUCUGCGCAAUAUGAUGUAAAAUAUUUUUCAGGUUUUAACUCUCUUUAAGUUCAUAAUUUGAUUCUUUCGUAUUUGCACUGGUUAUUUGUGCUGCUUGCACAUUUGUCGGGUUUGCAUACAAGCGCUGUUAAAUCUCUUUUGUUUUUGUGUAUCUGUUUUCGAGCAUACCAUUUAUACCUCCGCUAUGUUAUGCAUUUCAGUUUGACUUAGUUUGUGAUAAUGCCAUUCUGUCGAGCCUUUCCACAUCUCUCGUGUUCGCUGGCUGGUUGGUUGGUGCUCUUGGUGGAGGUGUUCUUUCUGAUAAAAUCGGCCGUAAACCCGUUUUGCUGAUCUUCACGUUCACAACAAGUUUGUUUGGCCUUCUUGCCUCCUUUCCACAUCAUUUCUGGCUGUUUAUCCUGUUCAGACUCUGUACAGGUUUAAGUAUAGGUAAAGAGUUCAUAACAUUUACGGACUUUUCUCUGAUUAUACGUUUAUUAUUGCUAUAGUUUUAACCGUAUAAUCUUAUCAGUAAGCGUGCUGGACCCUCGAUUGAAACGUACAGGUUCAAGUCUUGAGAGAUGGACCACAUCAAAAACUGAUAUUGAAAGAGACUUACAGUUGUUUUUAAAAAUAAUUUAAAAGAACCCAGAGAGAUAAAAUGUCUAGGAAGAGCUACAUUAAAAACAAUAUUUCAACUAUUCGAACAAAAUACGUAGGUUGAAAAUUGCUGGUCCUACAGGCUGAGACAGUUAGAGAACGGCCAGCAGACUGACCGCGUCGCGUACAUGAAUGAUUGUUAAAUUUUAUAUAAUUACUAACGUCGAUAUCUGGCUUCUGAAUAUUGCACUAAUUCACGGUAAAGCAGCGCCUUAUUUUCUUGUAUUAACAAUAUUUUUUUAUUCUUGUAUCAAUUUUUUAGGGGGUGGAUCCAUGGGAAUGUACGUGUUGGCAACAGAAUUUGUCGGCAAGAGGCACCGGCAUGUCGCUGGCACGUCACUGUUUUACUCGUGGGCUCUGGGUCUUGUUACGUUGGCAGGAUUAGCGUAUGCGGUGCGUGACUGGAGGAUGCUGUCAAUCAUGUGUUCUGCACCCGGCCUGAUUUCUAUUUUGGCGUGGAGGUGAGCAAUUAUAAGAUUUUCCAAGCAGGGGAGGGGAUGCACAGGAGUGGCAUCAAACUCGACCUGUGAGGUAACGCAUAAUGCAGCAAAAUAUGUGUGAAUUUGAUGAGUUCUGGAACUCGUCAAAUUCGCAAUUAUUGUUUCUCAUGGUGCCCUCGUGGCUUCAGCUCAUUUUUCUGUCUUUAAACGAGACACUGUCACAGAGUCUCUACAACUCUUUCCAUUCAGACGUUUAAGAGGUAACAGCAAAGGGUAGGGAAAAUUUAGGAUCCAAUACGUCCAUGAGGAGAAACACUAAACUCCCGGUCAUCUAAGACUGAGAAGACUAAAAACUCUCCCACAGUUUCCAAGUUACAAGUCAGUAUGACUUUUACUACACAGUCGGAUACGAAGAAAAUUUCUAUUGUCCUUAAUCUUGUGUCAAGGUUUGUUCCGGAAUCGUCGAGGUAUCUACUACUCAAGGGUAAGCUUUCUGAGACGGAAGAAAUCCUUCGGGAAAUCGCAGCGACAAACAAGAAGAAAUACCCAGAGGAACCCCUAUACAACCCGUGUGCUGAUGGGAAAGUUCAACAGAUAGGUGACAUCAGAGAUUUAUUUCGAACCAAGAAAAUGGUUCACAGAACUCUGGUGUCUUGGUAUGCCUGGUAAGUAAGUAGCAAAGGUGCUUACGGCGUGUUUCAAAGAGUUUCGCAAGACUGAAUUUAAAUCAAAGGAAAGCGCGGGAAAACGCGAGAGAUCAAUAGUUUUUGUAUGGAUCUGAUUGGUUGAGAAAGUGAGUUUUUUGAGCCAAUCAUGGAGCGUCCUAAUUCAAAGCCAGCUUACAGACUUAAAAACUACUGUUUAUCUUUGCUGUUGUCGAGAAUAAUUAGCAGAUGUGAGAGCUUUAAAAAUACUUUGGUAAACCCAGGACUAGUGUCCACAACAAAUUCUUAGUGAUACAAUGUUUUGCGCUCAUCUGUUGGCUUUCCUUUGCAGGUUUGUAAACGGCAUAGUUUAUUAUGGUGUAUCGUUCAGCACUCCGACUCUUGGUGGCAACAUGUACCUGAAUUUCUUCCUGACCUCCGUUAUAGAGUUUCCCGCCAAUUUCGUGGCCAUCUGGAUCAUGGGAAGGUGAGUGGUGACAGAAGCGCUCAGUACCUAAUGCAGGGUGGGAAUUGUCCUGUGAUAUCAAACUUUUUUUUUUUUAUCAGAAUGUCAAUAUUUCAUUCUUCCCUGUGUUUUUAUGUGCAUCAGGUUCGGCCGCAAAAAGCCUUUGGUUUAUUUCCUGAUCCUUGCUGCGCUCGCCUCAACUGGUGCAGUGUUAUGUACAAUGUAUGAUCCGGGGAACGAUAAAGGUAUGAUUCAUACUGGAUGAGGUCGUACCAUCAUAUUUGCUGGGUUAACUCCUCAUCUUCUUUCUUGUACUGUCCUUUUCAUUCCAUUUCUUUUUUCGAAUGUUCGACCAGAUUGACAGAACAGAAAAAAACGAGCGAGAAGUUCUAAUGACACGGCGAAGGAACUGUAAAGGAUCGUAAAAAAACUUUCAGUCGAUUUUAGUCUGCGAUCACUUACCCUGAGAGCAAAGCAUGCGCAUUAGUACCCUUUUGAUGAGUGCGACUUUGGUGAAUCAGCGAUUUUUCCGCCGUUUAAUUCGAAUGGAAAAACAAGUUGUUAAAAUUCGUCACCUGUCCCUCAUAAGGAUUCCAACCAGGCCUGGUUCGAUGUCGCGAUUGGGUGCUCUUUAAAUGAGCUAUUCAGAACUCUUCGGUCAGUUAAACUUCAUACUUAGUUCUUAUCUGACAUGCGUCCUGCAUACUACUGGGAUUAACAGCAUCGAAUCGGUUUUACAAGGAGAGAGGUCUUUUUUCGGUAUGCUGUUUUUUUCCCUCCAGCAAAACUAUGCCUGCAACGAGCUAAACAAGUAUCGAUGCAAGUAAAAAAGCCAUGUAGCACGUGCAUGAAACUGAUUUGUUUUUACCCUUGCUCUGUUUUCAGGGUUCAUGGCUGGUCGUAUUCUUAUGGCGAUGUCAGCAAAGUUCUUUGUGUUCAUCUCAUUUGAUGCCGUCUAUGUUUACGCUGCGGAACUCUUCCCAACAGUCAUCAGGUAGAAUUUUUCAAUCAGAAUGAUGUAAAAUUUCGCGUUUUUAGUUUACUAAUGAUUUCUACAGCAUUUGUCAGACAGGGCCUUUAGUAACUGUCUGUUACAGAAAAAUUGGGCAUUUUUGUUUUCCUAACUAACUACAAUGCAUCAGGUAUUAUUUUUCACUCAACAGCGUAAACUUUUGGCGUUUUUUAAUUUAUCAGUGACUUCGAGAGCUUUUGUCAAAGACAGUGCCUUAGUAACUUACUGUUAUAAAAACAUUUCGGGCACUUUUGUUUUCCUAACCAAUUACAAUGCCUUGCUUGGUGAUCGUUUUGAGAAUGCUUUACGCUCCACACCAAUUUUCUUGGCGAUGAUUUUGUGCAGCAAACAGAAUACCCAUUUUGAUUAUAACUUUUUGGUUCAUCAUUCUUCACAGAAACAUAGGAAUGGGCACAUCAACAGCCUCUGGUCGGGUUGGCUCGUUUUUAUCUUCUUAUGUAAUUCAUCUGGUGAGGAUUUUUUUCUUUUCUUUUUUCCUUACAUAAAAUAGACCAGAUAAUUACACUUCCUUGUUUUGCUUUGCCAUUAGCGCGCUUUAAUUAAAAUUAGAUGGGACAAUACCAAAAUAAUUACAACAAUAAAUCAGAACAAAGAUAAACUUGCCAAGAACUGAUGAUAACCCAAAGUAAAAGGACGUAACAGCUUCAAGCGCGGGAAAACGCACGUGACCGUUACGUCAUUGGGUUUGUUUUUGUAUCUGAUUGGUUGAGAAAAAGCGCGUUAUCUGAAUCAAUUACAGUGUAGAGAAAAUAAUCGCAAUAUACUCUGGGUUUCCUUAUAACUUUCAUUUAAAAUUAAACUUAAAUUGAUAAACUGAUAUUUUACUUUCUCAUAGCGAUUUACUCACCCACUCCUCCCGUACGGCAUCAUGGGAGGCAAUGCAUUGUUGGCGGGAAUCCUUUGUCAGACUCUACCAGAGACAAAAGACUUGCCAACUGCUGAAACUAUGGAAACCGAAAGCACAGAAGAAGCAUAUAUGGCAUUGAAAUCAGCCGUAGAUUACAAAGAGAAGGAAGACGCCGAUGGCAAGCAACUCACCAUGGCCGACACUGUGAAAGACACCACAAACAGCAGAGCAAACCUCGUGGAUUACGCUACAUCUUUGUGA